UCACUCACACACACACACACACACACACACACACACUUCUUUCUCUUUUCAAAAGCCUCUUGUGAAACAGAUUGACAGGCUAGAAUGAAAAUGAGGCGGACGCUCGGUCGCGACUUCAGUGCAUACGCGUCCUUUUGAGGAGACCUCUAAACUUGGAUCAUAUCACCAUGGGAGCUAUUUGGGCUGCAAGGGACUUUUGUUUGUUUUUCCUCUUGUUAAAUAGUCGCCAGAGCGCUGCGCUUGCAGAGAUUCGAGCAGACCCAUGCGCAGAUGGAAGUGAUGGCUGUCACAUCGACGCUAUUUGUCAGACUACACAAGGCUCGUACAAGUGCACGUGCAAGGCAGGUUUUAAAGGAGAUGGACACCAUUGUGAAGACACCGAUGAGUGCGACCUGGACUACAAUGGAGGCUGUGUACACGAAUGCAACAAUAUACCAGGAAAUUAUCGCUGCACUUGUUAUGACGGAUUUAAUCUGGCACACGAUGGACACAACUGUUUAGAUGUGGAUGAAUGCAAGUUCAACAACGGUGGAUGCCAGCACACUUGUGUCAACACCAUGGGCAGCUACGAGUGUCGCUGCAAAGAGGGCUUCUUCCUCAGCGACAACCAGCACACAUGCAUCCACCGCUCCGUGGAGGGCCUCAACUGUAUGAAUAAGGAGCACGGCUGCGCCCACAUCUGCAGGGAGACGCCCAAAGGGGGCGUGGCCUGCGAGUGUCGCCCCGGCUUCGAGCUGGCCCGGAACCACCGCGGCUGCAUCCUGACGUGUAACCACGGCAACGGAGGCUGCCAGCACACCUGCGAGGACACGGAGAACGGUCCCAUAUGCAGGUGUCACGCCAGGUACACCCUGCAGCCCGACAAGAAGUCGUGUGUAGUCUUCCUCAGUGGAUGGAGGUCUGAGCAAGACUGUGGCAUGUGGUUGAAAGCUCUGGAGAAAGUUGAGCGAGACGAGGCCACGGCUGAUUCCUCCAACCCCAACGCCACCGCCUUCGCCGAAGCCGACAAACGGGUCAAGCGGCGGCUGCUGAUGGAAACCUGCGCGGUGAACAAUGGGGGGUGUGACUGCACUUGUAAGGACACAUCCACAGGCGUGCGCUGCAGCUGCCCCGUGGGCUUCACGCUGCAGCCGGACGGGAAAACGUGCAAAGACAUUGACGAGUGCGAGCUUCACAACGGCGGGUGCGACCACUCCUGCAGGAACACCAUCGGCAGCUUCGAGUGCAACUGCAGGAAAGGCUUCAAGCUGCUGACGGACGAGCGAGCGUGUCAAGAUGUGGAUGAGUGCUUCUUCGAGCGGACGUGUGAUCACACGUGUGUGAACUCCCCCGGUGCCUUUCAGUGCCUGUGCAACAAAGGCUACACCAUGUACGGGCUGGCCCACUGCGGAGAUAUAAAUGAAUGCAGCGUGAACAACGGGGGCUGCGAGCAGGGCUGUGAGAACCUCCUGGGCGGAUUCGAGUGCUUCUGCCGUCCUGGCUACAGGCUGCACUGGAACAGAAAGGACUGCGUCGAGGAUGACAGUUUACCACCUGCACAACCUCCCUCUAAACCCACCUUGAACUGUAGUAAACAGGAGGGAGGGGACCGCUGCUUCCUGACAUGCCAGUCUCAAGUUCACAUCAGCAGCGGGACGGAGGAUUCCUACACGGUGACCUGCGGUCUGCCCCUGCCCUGCAUGGCUGACGCACAAAGGAACCUCAGCGGCUCGCUUUGCUCAGGUCCAGAAAUAGCCGGCGUUCCGCGCAUUAAGACCACGGCCACCUUCAGGUCCGGCGCGGCCAAGUGCAACCUGAAGCGGACGGAGGAGAAGCUGAAGGAGAGCUUGAACUCCGCGCACUCAGACAGCAGGUCCCUCUUCACAGAGAACGUCCAGUUCAGCUACGUCAGCCUGCGCUGCACCUCGUCGGGGCAGCGGGCGCGCAGCCGCCACGGCCGCCGGGCCGGCGAGGACGACGGCUCCUCCAUCACAGCCGAGUUCGAGCUGGAUGUGAACCUAGAGGAGGUAACAGCAGAGAGCUGUGACCUGAGCUGCGUGCGCCGGCGCUCCGAGAAGCGCCUCAGGAAAACCAUCAGGACCUUGAGGAAGUCCAUCAACCGGGAGCAGUUUCACCUCCGCUUCGCCGGCUCCGCCUACGAGAUCUCCAGGAGUCCGGGUCAGCUGUCCGGAACCGGCGAGCUGCCGGGCCAGUGCGCGGCAGGACAGGUGCCGGUGGGCAGGAAAUGUGUGAGCUGCGGUGCUGGGACCUACUUUGACGGGGACCAGGGCAGGUGUGUGCUGUGUCCAGCUGGGAUGUAUCAAGACGAGGAAGGACAAAUGUCUUGUGAGAUCUGUCCCGGACCUGAAGGGAGAGAAAUCUCCAAGGUGGUCGGGGCUCGUAACAUGUCAGAGUGUGGAGGUCAGUGCCCUCCGGGUCAGUACUCCAGCGAUGGCUUCAUCCCCUGCCUCCCCUGUCCACUGGGAACGUACCAGCCGGAAGUGGGCCGGACCACCUGCUUCCCUUGCGGAGGGAGCCUUGUGACCAAGCGCAGCGCCGCUGUGACUUUUCAGGAAUGUGAGACUAAAGUCCAGUGUUCUCCAGGGCAUUACUACAACACCAGCACACACCGCUGCAUCCGCUGUCCCAUCGGCACGUAUCAGGGGGAGUUUGGCCAGAACUACUGCGUCUCCUGCCCUGGGAACACCACCACAGACUUCGAUGGCUCCACUAACAUCAUGCAGUGCAAAGACCGGCAUUGCGGAGGAGAGCUGGGAGAUUUUACCGGCUACAUCGAGUCCCCCAACUACCCGGGGAACUACCCAGCCAACGUCGAGUGCACGUGGAUCAUCAAUCCGCCGGCCAAGCGCAGGAUCCUUAUCGUGGUCCCAGAAAUCUUCCUUCCUAUCGAGGACGAGUGUGGAGACUAUUUAGUCAUGAGAAAAAGCUCUCUCGUCAACUCCGUGACAACCUAUGAGACUUGCCAGACGUACGAACGUCCAAUCGCUUUCACCUCCCGCUCCAAGAGGCUUUGGAUUCAGUUCAAAUCCAACGAAGGAAACAGCGGGAAAGGCUUCCAGGUGCCGUACGUGACAUAUGAUGAGGACUACCAAGAAUUAAUAGAGGACAUAGUCAGAGAUGGGCGGCUAUAUGCUUCGGAGAAUCACCAGGAAAUUCUCAAGGACAAGAAGCUCAUGAAGGCGUUGUUUGACGUGCUGGCUCACCCACAAAACUUCUUCAACUACACGGCACAAGAAUCACGAGAAAUGUUCCCCAAGUCCUUCAUCCGCUUCCUGCGUUCCAAAGUCCUCAGAUUUCUUCGUCCCUAAAAAGAGCUAUUGCUGAUUGUUUUUCCCUAAUAAGCUUAAAUUUGAUACUAAAAAAUAGGAUCCUGUGGACAAAAUGGACGAGUUGAGCAAGUGAACUUUAAUUAGAGCUUUGCGAGGCAUCGACCCAUAGAAACCAAUCGGGCUCGCUUCGUUUUGGACAUUUGCUCAUGUUUAAUUAGCAGCAGAGGAAUUGUAGUGACUUUAUACCCUUCUUUGAUUUGUAAAGUCACCAUCUCAGGAUCUGAACCCAAAGUGCAAAUCUGUGUAUUUGAAUCUUGCUAAAUAUUGUACAUCGCGUCAUAAUGAAAAACAGAAGUCGUAGCUAAACAGACACAUGCUGUCUUUCAGUGAUGCAGAAUCUAGUUUUAAGGUAGACAUCUUACACUGCUAGAAGUUGACUGUUGAGAGAAAUGUUCAAAUACAAUGUAGCACAAGCGUCUUCUUGGGAACAUUAGCACUACUGAGGAGGUAGUGGCACUACAAAAGCAAUUAUUCUGAGGUUUUGUGUAUAUGAUGUAAAAAGUUUUAGGUGAAACUAAUGUAAUGUAGCUACUACAUACAGUCCCACAGCGUAGCAUUGCUGGUGGCUCAUUAUUCGAUGUCCCGGGGGAUCUGAUAUAAAGGGCUGCUGUCAUCAAACUCUUCCAAUGGCGUAGGUGCAGUCAUCUUUCACUUCACAAUUUGUAUUGUGAAGCCAAAGACAACUGUUCACCCUCAGAGGACGAUGAGCGAGUUAAACAGAGAGAACGUGAAAAGAAAGUCCUGUAAAAUAGAACUGAGUAAUUCACCUGUUUUAGAUGAUACAUUUAUGUAUAUUUUUAUGGUUUUGUACAUCUGAUAUUCUGUAAAUAAAGAUAGAAAACUUCUUCUCAGUA
This is a messenger RNA of Betta splendens (Siamese fighting fish), 4183 nucleotides long. RefSeq names its product signal peptide, CUB domain, EGF-like 2 (gene scube2). Gene Ontology annotation, molecular function: calcium ion binding. Gene Ontology annotation, cellular component: cell surface. NCBI's taxonomy places the organism in Eukaryota, Metazoa, Chordata, Actinopteri, Anabantiformes, Osphronemidae. Gene Ontology annotation, biological process: signal transduction. The record is from RefSeq and is a predicted model, not a curated record. The transcript is spliced from 24 exons. Bases 168 to 3308 code for a protein of 1046 amino acids.